Messenger RNA from Calliphora vicina (urban bluebottle blowfly), 3200 nucleotides. Its product is annotated as myogenesis-regulating glycosidase. The record is from RefSeq and is a predicted model, not a curated record. The coding region runs from base 213 to 3011 and encodes 932 amino acids. Gene Ontology annotation, biological process: carbohydrate metabolic process. Gene Ontology annotation, molecular function: hydrolase activity, hydrolyzing O-glycosyl compounds. The transcript has 6 exons. NCBI's taxonomy places the organism in Eukaryota, Metazoa, Arthropoda, Insecta, Diptera, Calliphoridae.
UCAUAAAAAAAUUAAGCAAAAAAAAUAAACGAAGAAAAAAAAACGGAAAACGAUUUAAAAUCAAACGAAUCCCAAAGAAAGUGAAAUUAUUUUAAAGCCAUAAAAUAAAAAUUAUUAAAAAAAAGAAAUAUGAAAUAAUUUAUCUAAAAAAAUAACUUAGUUUUAAUAACCAAACCAGUGCUUACUUAAUAAAUAGUGUUUAAAUUAUAAAAAUGAAUACCAUACAAGAAGAAUCAGAACAACGUGUUCCACUCAUGCUGAAUUCUCUUAGAGAGAUCAAAGAAAAUUCCAAUAUUCCUUAUGCUGACGAAAAUUCUCAAGACGAUUGCCCACCAAGUCGCAAAGUCUCUUUAAGUAGUCGACGUAACAUUGAAUUAUCUUUAUUAAUAGAAAACGAUCAGCCAGCUGUUACAGACUCGGGUAAUAAUUCUCCGAAAACUGCCUCCGAUGAAUCGACUGCUGUAGAAACCCCACCGCUGCCUUUGCCGCGUGGCUUACGUCGCAAUUCGAUUUCCAUGCCUUCGGGUAUAAAUGCAAUUGAGGAUUUGGAAGCUCUGCGCCUGAAACAUCAAAUGCAGGAACAAGAACCCAUGGAGGAAGAGGAGAAAAGUAAUAAUAGUCGUACGGAUAGUGUUAUUGAUGAUAUUUCCGGCUCGGUUACAUUUAGUGUACCGGAGAAAAAUGUCACAACCAUUCAGUGCGAGAAAUCCGAAGAGGAAAGUGAUGAUGAAUUGGAAAUUCAUGGUAAAAGAAGAGAUCGUUUUCGUACACGUCGAAGAGCCUCAAUAGCCCCUCUGCCGGCCCUGCGUUUAAAUGACAAAGAAAUGUUGGCAAGUGAUUUUGAUGCGUACAGUGUGGCCAGCAAUCAAGCCUCUAUAACGAGUGUUAAUUCUUUGGCCAGUUUGUUAAGAGAAAAAAUGCAAGCAUUCCCCAAUAUGAUACGCAAAAAGAAACGUGAAACUAAAGAUUAUAAAAUUAAAAUCUUUGUGAUUUUAAUGUUUUUUAUGGUGAUAUUUUUGAUCGGCUUUGCCUAUGUGGGUUAUCAGCGCAAAAUCUUAACAUUCUCCUAUUUCGAUAAAAUAAAAUUCAAUUCCAAAGAUCGUAUUCUAAGAAUUCUCAAUCAUGACGAAGAAGAAGUCAUUUCCGGGCAAUUGGGUAAAAUGAUGAAUAUGGAUACUCAGCCCUUUCAUUGUCUCGAAGAUAAUCUCAAACAGGAUGGCAGUGUGUGCUUGGAAUGGCAUGGUAUUGCCCGGCUCUAUAUGAAUUUCCAAGAUAUGGAUGUAUUUCGUUGUUACACCUUAAAUUGGCAGUCAUUGCGUGAAGCCUAUUAUCCCACCGAUUGUUUUGAGUUGAAGCGUAAUAAUGGUCUUUGGUUUGGUGGCGGGAUAACGCGCAACAUGAAUUGGUCUUUGAGUGAAAGUGAUUUUGAUUUUGCUCCCUUCUCCAGUGGUGAUAUGAAAGUGCAUCAGUUUGGCAAUGGUAUUAAGAGAUAUUUCAUAAACUCCAUUGGUGUGGCCAUACAAGUGAGUGAUAAAACUCCGCUUCAUAUAGCAGUGAAUGCAACGACAAAUGAAUUUUGUUUAAGAGCCAGAAAUGAUGAUUAUACGUUUGUUAACAAAUUAACACCAAUGCCGGAGUUGAAUUAUAAAAUUUGUACCACCGAGGAUAUGAAAUCUUUGCACAUGUUAAUGACCCAACAAAGUUUGUGGGAUGGCUUGAAAGAAGCCGACAUGAAAAUAUUACAUUCCCUGAUAGAGGAACCAGUUUGGCAAAUUCCCCAUCAGCCGGGAGCUAGUGCUUUCAAUGAAACCUCUAUAUACAAUUAUUCGGAAGAUGUUAUAGCCAUGGGAUUUAUGCGUUUGGGUCAUAUAUUGGUCAAUGAAUUCUGGCAGGAGUAUAUAGGUGAUUUUACCGUGGAUGCCAGUAGAUUUCCCACUUUGAAAGACACCAUUGAUGUGUUGCAUCGCAGAGGUUUUAAAAUUGUCUUCACCAUACAACCUUUCAUCAGUACGGACAGUGAUAAUUUCAAAGAGGCUGUACGCAAGAAGUUAUUGAUCUAUGAAAGACAUUCGGAGAGAAGUAUACCCGCCCUAACACGCUACAAAAGUUGUUCCAGUGCGGGGGUAUUGGAUAUAACCAAUAAUGCUACUGCCGUGUGGCUUAAGGAAAAGUUACAGAAAUUGAAACAAGAAUAUAAGGUUGAUAGUUUCUAUUUGGAUUUAGGCACCGGCUUUAAUUUGCCCCAUUAUUAUCAAUGUCGCCAAACUUUGGACAAUCCCGAUAUGUAUGCUCGAAUAUUUACCGAAAGUUUAGAAUCAAUAGGCUUCAUAGGAGUCUCUACGGCCAGUAUAGUACCCAAACCGCCAGCUUUUCUUAGUACGCCACCCAUUAACUCUUCCUGGGCGGGAUUAAAUGAAGUUAUGUCCACGGUUUUGAGUUAUGGAGUCAUAGGUUAUCCCUUUGUAUUACCAGGAGCCAUAGGUGGUGAUUAUGGCUUAAAUAGAACCAUGACAAAAAUGCUGUCUUAUUAUUCUUUGGGCCAACCUGCUUUACCCGAGCAGGAUCUCUACAUACGUUGGCUACAGCUUAUGACCUUUAUGCCUUCCCUGCAAUUCAAUCAUUUGCCCUCCGAAUACAAAAGUGAUUAUAUAACGGAAAUUGCCAAAGAAUUGACCACCAUACGACAAAAAUAUGUUAUACCAUUAUUAUUGAAAUAUCUCAGUGAGUCCAUGAAUGAGGGUUUACCCUUGGUUCGACCUUUGUGGAUGUUGGAUCCUCACGAUCCGGCCUGUUUAAGUAUAUAUGAUGAAUUCUCGGUGGGUGAGGAAAUGAUAGUGGCUCCAAUACUGGAGAAAGAUAGUGAAGAAAGAGAGGUAUAUCUUCCUCAGGGUGUUUGGAAGGAUGGCAUUGAUGGUUCUUUGCGCAAAGGCAGCCGUUGGAUUCAUAACUAUAAAGUGGCCAAAGAGAAAAUCGCAUAUUUUAUAAAAAUGCCCGAUAAUACUAGAUUUUAGAAAUUGUGAUACACAAAAUUUAUUUAAUAUUAUCUUUAAGAAUAUAUGUAUUAUUAUUAUUUUUAACAAGAUUUAUUAUUAAAACUGUAUUUAUAAAAUAUGUAAGCUGUUUAAUAAGUAGUUAAAUAUUAUUUGUAAAAUAAGCCAAACUAUAGUUGAAUAAAUUAAAUAUAGAAGUAAAUAAAUUUA